Aspergillus campestris IBT 28561 is the source of this 1121-nucleotide messenger RNA. Its product is annotated as ubiquitin-conjugating enzyme E2. NCBI's taxonomy places the organism in Eukaryota, Fungi, Ascomycota, Eurotiomycetes, Eurotiales, Aspergillaceae. The record is from RefSeq and is a predicted model, not a curated record. The transcript has 2 exons. The coding region runs from base 159 to 986 and encodes 275 amino acids.
AUUCCCCACGCCACCACCACUACCUCUUGAACGCGACAUCGCAAAGUCGCACCCUAACUUCUAUCCCAUGCCACCUACCCUCCAAUCGUAAAUAUCCCCCCUUCUACAGUGUCAUCGACAAAACAGACAGACAGAGCGAAAGAAAGAUACCCAACAAAAUGAGCGCCCCCCUCCGCCGCCUCAUGAAAGAAGCCGCCGAGCUCAACGCCUCGCCCAGCCCUCACUUCCACGCCGCUCCCAUCUCAGACAGCAACCUCUUUGAAUGGCACUUCACGCUCGCCGGUCCGCCCGCGCCAUCCGCCUACGCAGGCGGCAUCUACCACGGACGCAUCGUGCUCCCGCCGACCUACCCGCUGCGACCGCCGUCCUUUCGCUUCCUGACGCCGUCGGGUCGCUUCGAAGUCAACCGCGAGAUCUGCCUUAGUAUCUCGGGACACCAUGAGGAGCUGUGGCAGCCGGCUUGGGGGAUCCGGACUUCGUUGUUGGCGAUUAGGAGCUUUAUGGAUGCGGAUGCGAUGGGGCAGGUGGGAGGGAUGGAUGCGAGUCGGGAGGCGAGGAGAGAGUAUGCGGGGAGGAGUGGGGACUACGGCUACGAGCGGGGAGCAAGCGCAGCACCCACAAAGUGGUGCAGAGGAGACGGAGAACGCCGCACCAGUCUCCUCUAUGAGCUCAACCCAAGCAGCCACCACAUCUACAGUCCCUCUGAAUCCCGCCUCUCCACCACCUUCUUCAUCUUCAUCUGCACAACACCAGCAGCAACACCCAUUACCCCGGGAUUUCCCCCGGCACAAACCCCCGCCUCCCCGCUGCAGGCAGCGGCAGCGGCCCCACCACCAGUCCCCGCAACCGCAACACAGGCCCACUCGGGAUCGGCUGCAGCUUCCCAGACUAACUCUAACAGCACGCCGUGGCUGGACCGAGCCAUCUUCGGAUUGUUUAUCGCGCUGCUGGUUAUGAUUUUGCGACGGAUUGCACGGGACGAGUAAUGGAUUGGAUUGUUUGGGUUUGGGGCUGACUUACCUACCUGUAUUGGGAUUUUACAAGGUGAUGGUUAGGCGUUUCUUUUCCUUUUGAGACUAGGAGUGGCGUUUGUGGCUUGUGAUAUUUGUUAUUAUAGCUUU